This is a messenger RNA of Epinephelus moara (kelp grouper), 3211 nucleotides long. RefSeq names its product G protein-coupled receptor kinase 7a (gene grk7a). The record is from RefSeq and is a predicted model, not a curated record. The transcript has 4 exons. Gene Ontology annotation, biological process: protein phosphorylation; signal transduction; regulation of signal transduction. The coding region runs from base 236 to 1909 and encodes 557 amino acids. Gene Ontology annotation, cellular component: cytoplasm. Gene Ontology annotation, molecular function: ATP binding; rhodopsin kinase activity. NCBI's taxonomy places the organism in Eukaryota, Metazoa, Chordata, Actinopteri, Perciformes, Serranidae.
UCCUUAAGCCAAAAUCCCUCCCUGGUAUUUAAUUCUAAAUUAGUCAUUACUGGGUGUGUCAGUGUGUCUUAGGUUUGCAGGUAGGUUGGGUGAAGGAGCUCAUUUGUGCGCUGGCUUUGGAGCGAAUUGCACUCUCACACAGACACACUCAUUCUGAAAGACGCUGAGGGUAUCCGUGGGGAGCCACUGAAGAACCCAGUCACUUAGGGGGAACAGACCACAUACAGGCGCCAAGAUGUGUGACAUGGGGGGACUGGAUAACCUGGUGGCCAACACGGCCUACCUAAAAGCCCAGGGCGGAGAUGACAAGGAGAUGAAAAAGCGCCGUCGAAGCUUGUCUCUCCCCAAGCCGGAGCAAUGUGCUUCAGUACGAGCGUCCAUUGACAAGGACUUUACGUCGCUUUGUGAAAAGCAGCCUAUUGGCAAAAAGUUUUUCCGUGACUUCCUGGCAAAUACUGCUGAGUUUAAGCUUGCCGCUGAUUUCCUGGAUGACCUGUUGGACUGGGAUCUGGCUGAAAAUGCAGCAAAAGAGAAGGCACGCAAAAACAUUAUGACAACAUAUUGCAAGGCCGACUCCAAGAGCUUCCUGACCUUUCUCUCUGGAGAGCCGGCUGAAAAACUCAAGUCUGUGACAGAUGCCAACUUUUCGGAGGUGAUGAAAGGCAAAGUCCAGGACGGUGUAAGAGAAUUUCUUCAAGGCAAACCCUUCACAGAUUACCAGGCCAGCCCUAACUUUGAUAAAUUCCUCCAGUGGAAAGAGUAUGAGAAACAGCCUAUCAGUGACAAAUACUUCUAUGAGUUUAGAACUCUUGGCAAAGGAGGCUUCGGGGAGGUGUGUGCUGUUCAGGUGAAGAACACAGGGCAGAUGUACGCCUGCAAGAAAUUGUGUAAAAAGCGACUGAAGAAGAAGGGUGGAGAGAAGAUGGCCCUGCUGGAGAAGAAGAUCUUGGAGAAGGUUAACAGCUUGUUUCUGGUCAACUUGGGCUACGCUUAUGACACCAAGACCCACCUGUGCCUUGUUAUGACCCUGAUGAACGGAGGAGACCUCAGGUACCACAUUUACAACAUGGGCUACGAUGGCAAGGGCGUGGACAAGGGCAUUGAGAUGAAGCGCAUCAUCCACUACACGGCGCAGAUCACCACUGGCAUUCUGCAUCUGCAUGAGAUGGAUAUCGUAUACCGUGACAUGAAGCCGGAGAAUGUGUUGCUGGAUAGCCAGGGCCAAUGCCGACUUUCAGAUUUGGGUCUGGCCAUAGAGCUUCCUGCAGGGAAAACCGUCACCCAGAUGGCUGGUACCGGAGCAUACAUGGCCCCUGAGCUCCUGAGCAAAACUCCGUACAGGACAUCAGUGGACUGGUGGGCCCUGGGCUGCAGUAUCUACGAGAUGGUGGCCGGUUACACGCCUUUCAAAGGCCCCGAGAGCAAGAAGGAGAAGGUGGAGAAGGAGGAGGUGCAGCGCCGCAUUCUCAACGAGGAACCUAAGUGGGAGCACAGGUGCUUUGAUGCUGCCACCAAGGACAUCAUCCAGCAGUUCCUGAAGAAGAAAAUUGAAGAGCGCCUGGGCAUGAAAAACAACAUGGAGGAUCCCAGGAAGCACGAGUGGUUCAAGACCAUCAACUUCCCCCGUCUGGAGGCCGGGCUGGUGGAUCCUCCAUGGGUGCCCAAGCCCAAUGUCGUCUACGCCAAGGACACCGACGAUAUCGCCGAGUUUUCCGAGAUCAAGGGCAUCGAGUUUGACGCCAAUGACAAUAAAUUCUUCAAGGAGUUUAGUACAGGCGCUGUGCCCAUUCAGUGGCAGCACGAGAUGAUUGACACUGGACUGUUCGAUGAGCUCAACGAUCCCAACAGGAAAGAGGGCGGCGGAGAUCCUGACGACGAGAAGAAAUCCGGCACGUGCAUUUUACUGUGAGAAGCCACACGUUUGAUAUACCAGUGAUAACCCUCCAUGAUUUGUUUCAGUCAGACUGAUCCUUGAUGUAAAAGAUGAAUCAGGAAAGAGGCGAGCAUGAUCGUCUUGUUGAGAAACAUGUAUCAUCCCUUCUCUUUUAAGGAUGCCCAAGGUUUAGAGAUGCACAGCUUUGGAGGCACGGUUUGGUGAAACAUGGAGGAUGUGAUGAUGAAAUUUGAGCAUCAUCUCUCUGGUUCUCAGCUUCUUUUGCAAAUAUCUAACAAUGUAGACUUGCAACUACAGCUAGGAGUAAUUUAUACAACCUUCUCAUUGAAGAUACUACAGUUAGAUUAGUUAGUCGAAGGCCUUUGUGCCAUGAUUACUAUAUUACUUAAAGAAACUGUUUCUAACAGUGUUUGCAGUAGUAUUACCUGCUGCAUUCAACACUGAGCUUUAAACAAAUUGGAACAAAAACACGUGGAAAUAAUGGAUUAUGUAAAAGUUACAGCAUUACUAUGCCCUUUAUUGAUGCCAUCAUACAGUCACAAUGUUUCUACAGUGCAAUUGUGGCAGAGAUAGAUCUAGUGUCUAAUAUUACAUGUUAUGAUCCUAAAUUUCAUCAGUAAGGAUGAUCACUGCAUUUACAUCCAGUUGGUUUUCCUUCUGCCCCGACACAUUAGUUUUAUAAAAACUAUAAAAAGCGAUUGUAUGUAUUGUAAAUAACGAAGUAUAUCUAUAUCUAUGCACAAUGAGAGAAAGGCUAAGAUGUAAGUCAUCUGAAAUUUAGGAUUUAUUUUAAAGAAAAUGAUACAGUUCACUGAGUCCCUCUACUGUUGGUGCUAUGAGGCUCAACUUAGUGAGAAAUGGAGACGGUUUAGUCCUGGGAUGCUGGGAGAAAGAUGAGUGCAGGAAGUUAAUCGCUGCAUAUGAAGGAAGAAAACUUUAGAGGAGCUGGACAAUAAAUUCCUGGACCAGGAACAUGCAGGUUGCCCUGUCCACGGCCAUGAAACACGGUGACACUUCAGGGCUGUUCUCUUAGUUUGAGAUGAGUGUGAAUCACUCAAACUAGACCUGAAACACACUCCACUGUUGUGGUUGUUAAGCUGAGUAGAGAGACUUGGGUUAGUUCAAAAGAGAAUCCUUGUUAUUCUUGUUUACGUGUCUCAGGGUAAUUAAUGCUUAAUUUUUUGAAUUUUCAGAUCUUGGACAGAGUUGAGUUUUUACGUUAAUGUUAAUAAGAUAUAAAUAUAUAUAUAUAUAUAUAUAUAUAUGAUACAUGUACUUGUAAAUAUAAGAUGAAAGGAAUUGCUACUGUAGAAAUGU